This is a messenger RNA of Vanderwaltozyma polyspora DSM 70294, 2172 nucleotides long. It is a transcript of the gene BUD7, whose product is annotated as exomer complex subunit. The transcript has a single exon. Gene Ontology annotation, molecular function: protein binding. The coding region runs from base 1 to 2172 and encodes 723 amino acids. NCBI's taxonomy places the organism in Eukaryota, Fungi, Ascomycota, Saccharomycetes, Saccharomycetales, Saccharomycetaceae. The record is from RefSeq and is a predicted model, not a curated record. Gene Ontology annotation, biological process: Golgi to plasma membrane transport. Gene Ontology annotation, cellular component: exomer complex.
AUGUUCUCACAAGGCUCAAUCCCUGAGGUUAAAGAAGAUGGCAUUGGAUUUGCUCUUAAUGAAAGAAAGUCCAAGAUACCGCAGUUCCAGGACUUAGGUCCUCCGGAUUUGAUUACAUUGGUCAAAUAUAUCCCUUCUCAAUCUCAAUUAAAUGGCACUAAUCAGCCAGAAACUGUACCUGUUACAAAUCAAGAUACUAAUAUUAAUAUGAUUCAAGAUUUAUACCAUCCUGAUAAAAAUAAAGGUGAGAUUGGUACUUAUUUCUAUUCAAUUGGUAUUGAUACUUCUGAUCCGACUUCAAUCGCUGUUUUCUUGAAAAACAUUGCUGAUACUAUUUCUGAAGAACCACAAGCCUGGUUUGGUAAGAAUAAAAAUUUCCAUGUCUCGAGAAUUACUUUAUCUACUUGGAAUACUUUCAGAAAAUGUGAUGUUAACGUUGUAGUCCAUAUUCCUGGUACUUUGCAGACUUAUAUUUUAGAUAUAAAUGGUGAUCAACUUCAAGUAAACCCAGUUUCGACCUCUAAUUCAACUUCAAGUCAACAGGUAGACGAAAGACUAUUAAUAUGGGCAGAAGUAUUCUUCAGCGGUAUUGUACGUUCUGCUAUGUUGAUGAAAGAUAAUGGGGAAGAAGGUGAAGUACAAAAUCUAGUGGAAACUUUAGUUUUGAAUCCAUUAACUUCAGGUGAGAUAGAUAAUGUUGCAAACACUUUCAUCAAAUUAUUCCCAUUAGUAUAUGAGAGAGGUCCAAUUCUAGGUGCACCAGUAAAUAUCACAAAUGUUACAAGAUCAAACAAUUAUUUGAUAGAAACUCUAAUUGAGGUAGUAAAAUUGACCCAUAGUUUAGAAGAAUGUAAAACCAUGUUAGAACAUUUAAUUCAAGAAUAUCCAGAAGCUGUUGUAGUUUUAAUUAGAGUAUUGUUUGCAUGUGAACAAGAAGUAGAUGCAAUUAAGUUGGCAAAUGAACAAUUAAAACUACAAGAAGAAGCCGAAACAAAAAACGACGAAGAAACUAUAUUCCCACUGGAUUAUAAAGUAGACAUACUAUGUGCCCAAGUUGAAUUUUUACUGGACUGUAAACAUGACUAUUCCUUGGCUCAACAAGUUGCUGAAGGUAUUGUAAGUUGUUCUCCAAGUGAAUUCAAACCAUGGUACUUAUUGGCAAAGUCCUUUGUGAGAUUAAAUGACGUUGAAAAUGCAUUAUUGACCCUGAACGCCUGUCCGAUGUCUCCAUUGAAGGAAAAAUAUACAUUGAAAAGAGUGGUUCCUAUUCAAAACGAUGCCAAUUUGCAUCUACCGUUGCCUGUUGAUGUUAUAUUAGAUGAAGUUAGCUCAUUAAAUCCUCAAGAUAUACAGAGAGAACACAAGUCUGCCGAUCCGGUAUUGGCUAAUUUAGCAGCAGCUAAUUUGAAAUCAACAUUUCAACUAGUUUAUAAAUUAUUGACGGAAAUUGUUCAAAUCACAGGUUGGGAAAGUCUGUUAAAAUAUAGAUCCAAUAUUUUCGUUAUGGAGGAAGAGUACCAAAGCUCAGCAGAAGAUGACAAAACUUCAGAAAGCCAAGCUUCAAGAGAAGGCUCUACUUCUUCUUUGAGAACUAAAAGGUUAUGUGAGAGAUGGUUGGAUAACCUUUUCAUGUUACUAUACGAAGAUUUGAAGACUUAUACUCUAUGGCAGACAGAGCAGUUAUAUUUUGAAGCACAAAAUACCAAAUAUAAUAAGUUAACAAUUGAAUGGGAAUUAUUUGGAUUAUGUGCUCGUCGUUUAGGACAUUAUCCUGAAGCAGCCCGUGCUUUUCAAAUCGGUUUAUCACAAAGAUUUUCAGCAGGUUGUGCAAGAAGACUAUUAGAAUAUUGUGUUAAGGAGAAUGUCAAGAUUAAAUACGCGUCCAACUCAUCACAUGCGGAUAUGUCAUCUAACGAUGUCAUUGAUAGACUAAGAGAUCUGGAUAACACGAUAAUUGAUCUUUGUGUAAAGAUAUGCUGUUGGAAUCAUCGUUGGUAUAUUGAAUUUUCCAUUAAAUUAAUUGAAGCAUUAUCCCUCGUAAUUCAAGACAUGGGUCUAACGAAAGUUACAAAUGAGAUAUCUGCCAGAUAUCCUGAAUCAGUCAGCCAAUUGAUGAAGGACAAUCUAUUAGAUUUUUUCGCCAAUGAUACCAAUGAAUACUAUGAUGCAUGA